ACGGGUGUUGUGUGCAACACACAGAAGAAUCAUUAGAGGUUGUGUUUUGGAGACCCACACAGCGCAAUUGAGCUCGCCGCCUGAUAUUAUGUGCUUUAGCAGUUCUGAUAUCAUGCUGGGCUUUUAAGUUGACGGGUAUAUUACCUGUCGAAACCUCUGAUUUCCUCGCUCACACCAGAGAAACGAGCGAAAUCAGCAGCCUUCACAGUACUGUCUAUGGUUCUCCCGGACACGAGGUGAAACACGUGGUCAGGUCAGGCGUUCUUCACAAAACAUUAAGUCAGUGAAGGUGUAAAGCUGAGCUCAUGGCUGCUGAUGAAGAGGAGCUGUCCAUCAAUGAUCAGGCCAUCAGUGCCAGUGAAGAUGAGGAGGGCAGUGAUGAUGAGCGAAAACACAAGAAGCUGCUGGAAGCCAUCAGUUCGAUGGGUGGAAGAAAGAGGAAAAAGCAGAAUGAGCGCUCUGAAGCAAGCGUGCAGGUCUCCGAGUACUUCGUUAAUGCCGAGGGUACAGGAGACAAAGUCAACCUCUCUGACCUCCUGGGAACUGUGGAGAAGACCUCAGGAGCCUCCAACAAGACCAAGAAACAGCUGAGGAACCUGCAGAGCAGUAAAGGGACGUUGGAGCUGCCUCUCAACAAGCAGCAAACAGAGAAGAUUCAGAGAGGUAUAGCGUACGAGAAGACCACCACAGAGGUGUCGAUCUGGAAGAACAUCAUACUGCAGAACCAGAAGGCCGAACAGAUGGUGUUUCCUCUGAACCAGGAGUCCUCCGCACCCAGACGUGUGGAGCAGGUGGUGGCUGGAUGGAAGGUUCAAACUCCUCUCGAACAGGAGAUUUUCCGGCUCUUGCAUGGAAACAGUCAGCCUGUCAAUGACCCUGUUCUGACUCCUGUAGAGGAGCAGUCGCUUAAAGCCAUGAGCUUGGAGGAGGCUAAGAUUCGUCGCGCUGAGCUUCAAAAGGCAAGAGCGCUCCAGUCGUACUAUGAGGCAAAAGCCAAAAGAACCAAGAAAAUCAAGAGCAAAAAGUUCCACAAGGUUCAGAAUAAAGCCAAGCGUAAGGAUUUCCUGAAGCAGUUUGAUGAGAUGGUAAAGACCAAUCCUGACGGAGCUCUGGAAGAGCUAAAAAAGAUGGAGCUGUCCAGGAUGGAGGAGAGGAUGUCUCUGAAGCAUCAGAACAGUGGCAAGUGGGCCAAGUCAAAGGCCAUCAUGGCCAAAUAUGAUGAUUCGGCACGCAAAGCAAUGCAGGAGCAGCUGCAGGUGAAUAAAGAUCUUACCCAGAAGAUCGUGGUGCCCUCCGAUGACGAACACGAGAGUGUCGAGGAAGAACUCGAGAUGGUUCCUGACUUCGUGAACGACCCUGAGCCGGUCAUUGACCCGGUCAACCCCUGGAUGAGAGGCCGGCUCACACACGAAGAGCCCGAGGUCAGCGCUGUCCCAUCUGAGGAUGUGCAGGCCACAGGAGAAGAGAACGAGGAGGAGGAGGAGGAGCUCAUCGGAGAGUUUGAGAGGAAGAGGAAGCUGAGGCAAGCUGAUGAAGAGGACUUGAUUCCUACAGAAGAAGAGCAACCAGCGAACGAGGUGGUUGAAGAAGACGUGGUCGAGGCUUCUGACAAAGAGGAGGAGGAGGAUGAAGAUGAGGAAGAGGACGUUUCUGAGUUCAACACCCUGUUCAGGCUCAUGAGGAGUGAGAAGACGCUUGAGGCUUCAGGUCAGACUCUGAACACAGAAGAUGAAGAGGGAGCUCUGAACGAAGGACAGGUUCGCGUCAGGGAUAUAGAAGACCUGGAGGUUUUGGACGAGGUUGUUGAAGGCCGACCCGUUGAGGAGCCGUCAGGAACACCGAGCGCUGCGCCGGAGGCCACGUCUGAGACGCCUCUUAAAAAGAGAAGAGAAAUCAGCCUCACAGAAGUCCUCACCAAAGAAGCCAAGGCCGUCAAAGUACCCUUUCUGCCCACAGUGGUUGAUGAGGAAGAGCGUGAUGAACAGAUCUCCAUCAUCAAGGAGGCGUUUGCUGGGGAUGAUGUGAUUUCUGAUUUCAUAAAGGACAAAAGCAAUCAGGAAGCAGCCGGGAGGCCAGAAGUGGUGGACCUGACUCUGCCGGGCUGGGGAGAAUGGGGAGGAGUCGGCCUCAAACCCUCGCGCUGGAAACGCAAGAGAUUUAGGAUACAGAUGGCCCCACCUCCUCCACGACAGGACCAGAAACUGCCGGAUGUCAUCAUAUCAGAGAAAAGAAGCGCAUCGGUGGCUUCCCAUCAGGUCAGUCAUCUGCCGUUCCCUUUCCAAAACACUGCUCAGUUUGAGUCCACCAUCCGGACUCCCAUCGGGCCGACGUGGAACACACAGAGUGUUGUGAAGAGUAUGACCAAACCCAAAGUCAUCACUCAGAUGGGUGCAAUCAUUGAGCCGAUGGUCAAAGAGGACUACAUAAAGCACAAGAGCACAGCUCCGGGGGGUAAAGGACCAGCGAUCAUGCUGGGGGGAAACAGACGGGCCAAAGAGGGCACGAAACAUCGAGGAAGAAGAUCCCAGAAGAGGAAACAGUCACAGGCAUGAAAGAUGGUCUGGCUUCAGUAAAUAGAUUUGAUUUGUGAGGUGUCUCUCUAAUAAAUUACCAAAUGAACCUUUUGUAAAAUCUCCUCAUACAUUUAUUUGUAUACUUAACUGUUUUGUGAGUAAUAGAUGUUUUUCUGUCCAGCUGCCCUAAAAAAUAAAUGUUAAAAUCAGUUUAGUUGCAAACCCUAA
Messenger RNA from Carassius gibelio (silver crucian carp), 2741 nucleotides. RefSeq lists its product as uncharacterized. The record is from RefSeq and is a predicted model, not a curated record. Gene Ontology annotation, biological process: rRNA processing. Bases 306 to 2552 code for a protein of 748 amino acids. Gene Ontology annotation, cellular component: nucleolus; small-subunit processome. The transcript has 15 exons. NCBI's taxonomy places the organism in Eukaryota, Metazoa, Chordata, Actinopteri, Cypriniformes, Cyprinidae.